AUGGAUACUCAUUUUAGAUCGAUCUUCUGUCGGCUUCCAAAGGGAAGGAAAAAAAAUUGCGAGUCGUUGCUCCACACAGCAAAAUACCAUUUAUCACCAUUAUUUGCAAUUAUGUUCAAAUCCACAUUAACUAGAACUGCCAACUCUACUACUUCAAGAUUGUUCUCAACUACUCCAAGAGUCCUUGGAACAAAAGUGUUUUUCAAAACAUCAAUUGAUGGAGAAUCACAACCACCAAUCAAGUUUGAAUUAUACGAUGAUGUUGUUCCAAAAACAGCUGAAAACUUUAAAGUUUUAGCAACAGGCGAAAAAGGCAUUGGGUACAAAGGAUCCAUUUUCCACAGAAUCAUUCCACAAUUCAUGUUGCAAGGUGGUGAUUUUGAAACUGGAAAGGGAUACGGUGGAUAUUCUCCUAUUUGGGGCAAAAAGUUUGAAGAUGAAAAUUUCGAAAAGAAGCACAACAAACCUGGUUUGUUGUCCAUGGCCAAUGCUGGUCCAAAUACCAACGGAUCUCAAUUUUUUAUUACUACAGUACAAACCCCAUGGUUAGAUGGCCACCAUGUCGUUUUUGGUGAAGUUGUUGAUGGAUACGAUGUUGUUAAAAAAAUUGAAAGUUACGGAACUCAAUCAGGAACUCCCACUGCAAAAAUUGUAAUUGAAGAAUCCGGAGUAGAAGAGGAAUAA
Molecule: messenger RNA, 684 nt
Organism: Lodderomyces orthopsilosis Co 90-125
Lineage: Eukaryota; Fungi; Ascomycota; Pichiomycetes; Serinales; Debaryomycetaceae
Gene: CPR3
Product: peptidylprolyl isomerase
Exons: 1
Coding region: 1-684 (227 amino acids)
Biological process (GO): protein peptidyl-prolyl isomerization; protein folding
Molecular function (GO): peptidyl-prolyl cis-trans isomerase activity
Source: RefSeq, a predicted model, not a curated record